Messenger RNA from Vicia villosa (hairy vetch), 2552 nucleotides. Its product is annotated as DNA-(apurinic or apyrimidinic site) endonuclease 2. Gene Ontology annotation, cellular component: nucleus. Gene Ontology annotation, biological process: base-excision repair. The coding region runs from base 208 to 2043 and encodes 611 amino acids. Gene Ontology annotation, molecular function: double-stranded DNA 3'-5' DNA exonuclease activity; zinc ion binding; DNA-(apurinic or apyrimidinic site) endonuclease activity. The transcript has 11 exons. The record is from RefSeq and is a predicted model, not a curated record. NCBI's taxonomy places the organism in Eukaryota, Viridiplantae, Streptophyta, Magnoliopsida, Fabales, Fabaceae.
CUCACUAUUUCACCAAUCAUUUGUGAUUUCCGAACAUAACAUAAAUCUUCAUUCGGCUCAUCUCAAUUCCGCUACAUUAUAAUCCUUUUCGCUACAUUCUUCUCCCUGAUUUUAUGAUACGCAAAGAUACGCAAGUGUUUUUAUAGGAAAAGGUGCUGCAAUAACAUAGACAAUCGGGGAGGGUGAAAACCUCUGAGGAGAGAAAGGAUGAAGAUAGUAACUUACAACGUUAACGGUCUGAGACAACGCAUAUCCCAGUUCGGUUCUCUCCGUAACCUCCUCAAUUCAUUCGACGCUGACAUUAUCUGCUUUCAGGAGACAAAACUUAGCAGACAAGAUGUUACAGCGGAUUUGGUUAUGGUAGAUGGAUACGAAUCGUUCUUUUCUUGUACCCGAACUUCUCAGAAAGGCCGAACCGGUUACUCCGGUGUUAUUACAUUUUGUCGAGUAAAGUCUGCUUUUUCUAGUACUGAAGCAGCAUUGCCCUUGGCAGCGGGAGAAGGAUUCACUGGCCUAAUGUGUAACUCUCAAACUAGUGAAGAUAAAUCGCCACUCUUCAUAGAAGAUCUCGAGGAUUUUUCAAAAGAUGAGCUUUUUAGUGUUGAUAGUGAAGGGCGAUGCGUUGUCACUGAUCAUGGUCACUUUGUUCUUUUUAAUAUUUAUGGGCCUCGAGCUGGAAGUGAUGAUACAGAGAGGAUUCAGUUUAAACAAAUAUUCUACAGGAUACUGCAGAAAAGAUUGGAGUCUCUCCUGCAUCAAGGAAGAAGAAUCUUUGUUGUUGGUGACCUCAAUAUUGCACCAUUUGCAAUUGAUAGGUGUGAUGCUGGACCUGAUUUUGACAAUAAUGAGUUUAGAAAAUGGUUCAAAUCGAUGUUAAUUGAAAAUGGAGGUCACUUUUCUGAUGUCUUCCGAGCAAAAUAUCCUGAUAAAAGUGAUGCAUUCACCUGUUGGUCGCAAAGUACAGGUGCUGAAGUGUUUAACUAUGGGAGUAGAAUCGACCAUAUCCUAUGUGCUGGUUCAUGCUUACAUAAACUAGAUGACCUGCAAUGUCAUAGCUUUAUAAGAUGUCAUGUUAAAGAAUGUGAAAUUAUGACACAGUACAAACGGUUCAAACCAGAAAGCAUGCCGAGUGCCCACAAGUGGAAGGGAGGAAAGAGUGUUAAACUUGAAGGAUCCGAUCAUGCUCCAGUUAUUUUGACUUUGAAGGAAAUUCCUGAGGUCUCUCUGCAUAGUACUCCCUCCUUAUCUGCUAGAUACGUUCCCAUGAUUCAUGGCGUCCAGCAAACUCUAGUGUCAUUGUUGAUGAAAAGACGAGUUUCUGAUUCGUGCAAGAUGGCACACAGUGACAUUUCAGUGGUCAGUACUUCUGAGAGAAUAGAAGAACCAAUUGACAUAAUUGGUUCAUCUACCCGUGAAUGUGAUUUUCUUCCAAACAAGGAUUCAGAAGGUAGCAUUUUAGAACCAAAUAAACUUUCCACGGGUUCUUCUCUGGAGACUGUUUCUAAAUCAGGAAGUGUAUAUAAAAAAUCAAAAAUUCAGAAAUGCAAUGAAUCCAAGAAAAAUACUAGAAAUAGUCAAUCAUCCCAGCUCUCACUUAAGUCAUUUUUUCAGAAAAGCACAAAUCUUGACAAUGGUAUCAAGGACUCUUGUAUUGGUUUCUCAAAUAAUCAGGCAGAACCGUCACAACCCAACUCUCAAUCACUUGAAAAUUCUACAGUGUUUGAUCAUAGUAGCAGUCCUGUGCAUGAUGAGGCGAAUGCAGCAUGUGUUCAGGAUUUAGCUGAACUAAAUGAUAGUUCUAGAAAAGAAGAGAAGAGUAAUGUAGCUUCUCAAGAGUGGCAAAGAAUACAAAAAUUGAUGCAAAACAGUAUACCUCUUUGCAAAGGACAUAAGGAACCUUGUAUUGCUCGGGUGGUAAAGAAACAAGGAGCUAAUUUUGGUCGCAGAUUCUAUGUGUGUGCCCGUGCUGAGGGCCCUGCAUCUAAUCCUGAAGCAAACUGCGGCUACUUUAAAUGGGCUACUUCAAAGUCUAAUAAUAAAUAAUGAUGGUAAAUAACAUUUGAAUCAAAGGAUGAUUCAGAUGCACACCCUAUCCAAAUUCCUUUAUAAUGCAGUAUGGAGCACAUCCUAUUAGAAGGAGAUGCCUCUUAUAAUAAAAUUCUGUCCACCGUUUUCGACCCAUCCUUGCCUCCUUAUAUGUAAAGUAGUCAGCAUGUUUCUCCAUUUUCAACAGUGAGGAAUUGGAAAGAAAAUUAGUUCAGCUGUCAAUGCUCCAUCUCAGCUUCUAACCUGCUUAGAUCCUGCCACUCUAUAACGUUGUUGUUUAAUAGCAGCUAUAGCGGCGCCAUAUCACAAUAGUGUAGCAGAAUUUGGACAAACUGCCAUUUUCAUAUGAUAUGCUAUUUAGUAAAAAGCAUCGUCAAAUAGCUGAUAUAGUGGCGCUAAAGCACCAUUGCAUAGUGGAAUUUCAACAAUCCAGCCAUUUUCUGAUAUCUGCUAUUGACAACAUUAUAAUGAAAAGUGCCAUCAAGAUAGUGUGGCUUCUAGGACUA